CCCCGCCCAUUCCGGAAGUAGGGGCGAAGCUACUAAAGCGUCACGCCCAGUGAACGGAAGUGGCUGUUAGAGGUUUUACCAAAGCUUUAAAUUCCUGCUGUCUGGGAGGCUCAUUCCUUUCAACUGGACUCGGGCUUCGUGCACCGGAUGGCUGUGGACGUGAAGUCGCGAGCAAAACGUUAUGAAAAACUGGACUUUCUCGGGGAGGGACAGUUUGCCACGGUUUACAAGGCCAGAGACAAGAACACCAAUCAGAUUGUCGCCAUUAAGAAAAUCAAGCUUGGACAUAGAUCAGAGGCUAAAGAUGGUAUAAACAGAACAGCCUUAAGAGAAAUAAAAUUAUUACAGGAGCUAAGUCAUCCAAAUAUAAUUGGUCUUCUUGAUGCUUUUGGACACAAAUCUAAUAUUAGCCUUGUCUUUGAUUUUAUGGAAACUGAUUUAGAGGUUAUAAUAAAGGAUAAUAGCCUUGUACUGACACCAUCACACAUCAAAGCCUACAUGUUAAUGACUCUUCAGGGGUUAGAAUAUCUACAUCAACAUUGGAUUCUACAUAGGGAUCUAAAACCAAACAACUUGUUACUCGAUGAAAAUGGCGUUCUAAAACUCGCAGAUUUUGGCCUAGCCAAAUCAUUUGGAAGCCCCAAUAGAAUUUAUACACAUCAAGUUGUAACCAGGUGGUAUCGGGCCCCUGAGUUACUAUUUGGAGCUAGAAUGUAUGGUGUAGGUGUGGACAUGUGGGCUGUUGGCUGUAUAUUAGCAGAGUUGCUUCUAAGGGUUCCUUUCUUGCCUGGAGAUUCAGACCUUGAUCAAUUAACAAGAAUAUUUGAAACACUGGGAACACCAACUGAGGAACAGUGGCCUGACAUGUGUAGUCUUCCAGAUUUCGUGACAUUUAAGAGUUUCCCUGCAAUCCCAUUACAGCACAUCUUCAUUGCAGCAGGAGAUGACUUGCUAGAUCUCAUACAAGGCUUAUUCUUAUUUAACCCAUGUACUCGAAUUACAGCCACACAGGCAUUGAAAACUAAAUAUUUUAGUAACCGGCCAGGGCCAACACCUGGAUGUCAGCUGCCACGACCAAACUGUCCAGUGGAAACUUUAAAGGAGCAGUCAAAUCCAGCCGUGGCAACAAAGCGGAAGAGAACAGAGGCCUUGGAACAAGGAGUAUUACCCAAGAAGCUAAUUUUUUAGUUACAGAGAACACUGGACAGUAUUUUACUACUGAAGAAAAUAGUUCAAAAUACAAAUAAUGGAAAAAUAGUAAAUGUUAAAUGCUGUAGAAGGAAUUUGUAAAUAUUCUACACAUGUAAAAUAUAUAAAUUGUGUUAUUUUUAUUAAAUAUAUUUUAAAACAAACAAUUCUGAUUUUUCUGAUUGGAGUACAAAAGUAAGAUAAGCUCAGGUCUUUGAAAUGUUGAAUUGAAAAUGCAUUAAGGAAACUAAUAAAACUAAUUAUCAGUUCUGAUGAUCUG
Condylura cristata (star-nosed mole) is the source of this 1468-nucleotide messenger RNA. RefSeq names its product cyclin-dependent kinase 7 (gene CDK7). Gene Ontology annotation, biological process: protein phosphorylation; positive regulation of transcription by RNA polymerase II. Bases 148 to 1188 code for a protein of 346 amino acids. The record is from RefSeq and is a predicted model, not a curated record. Gene Ontology annotation, cellular component: nucleus; transcription factor TFIIK complex; transcription factor TFIIH holo complex. Gene Ontology annotation, molecular function: RNA polymerase II CTD heptapeptide repeat kinase activity; cyclin-dependent protein serine/threonine kinase activity; ATP binding. The transcript is spliced from 12 exons. Lineage: Eukaryota; Metazoa; Chordata; Mammalia; Eulipotyphla; Talpidae.